Molecule: messenger RNA, 535 nt
Organism: Diorhabda sublineata
Lineage: Eukaryota; Metazoa; Arthropoda; Insecta; Coleoptera; Chrysomelidae
Gene: l(2)37Cg
Product: probable DNA-directed RNA polymerases I and III subunit RPAC2
Exons: 1
Coding region: 142-441 (99 amino acids)
Biological process (GO): DNA-templated transcription
Cellular component (GO): RNA polymerase I complex; RNA polymerase III complex
Molecular function (GO): DNA-directed RNA polymerase activity; protein dimerization activity; DNA binding
Source: RefSeq, a predicted model, not a curated record
AUAGAAGAUUUAUAUUUAAUACACAAGAAUUAUAGGCUAUGUUGUAGAGAGAAAAGUGAUAACUUCACAUUUAACUUUUUAAUGUUAGAAUAAAAAUAAGUAUUGCAAUAACUUUAUAUAAUUUAAUACCUAGUGAUAAAUAUGCCUAUAGCACAACUAUCAGGAAAUGAAGUUCUUACAGAUUCAGCCAAAUCUAAAACUUUUGUAUUCCAGGAUGAGGGACACACAUUAGGAAAUGCUUUACGUUGCAUUAUUUCUAGUUAUCCGGAAGUGCAGUUUUGUGGAUACACAGUUCCUCACCCAUCCGAAUCGAAAAUGCAUUUUAGAAUUCAAAUGAAUAAUGGUAAAGCUAUAGAUGCUUUGAAGAAAGGUCUUGAGGAUUUAGUACAAUUAUGUGAUGUAACUUUAGACAAAUUCAAUGAAGAACUGAAAAAUUAUUAAUAAAUACUAAAGCUCUGAUGUCUUAUAUUUACAGUGAAGACAAUGUAUAUUUAAUUUUGUAAGUAAUUAGAUAAAUACAAUGUUUCAAAGUAGA